This is a messenger RNA of Spizellomyces punctatus DAOM BR117, 4009 nucleotides long. RefSeq lists its product as uncharacterized. Gene Ontology annotation, molecular function: 1-phosphatidylinositol-3-phosphate 5-kinase activity. The coding region runs from base 525 to 3770 and encodes 1081 amino acids. The record is from RefSeq and is a predicted model, not a curated record. The transcript has 9 exons. Gene Ontology annotation, biological process: phosphatidylinositol phosphate biosynthetic process. Lineage: Eukaryota; Fungi; Chytridiomycota; Chytridiomycetes; Spizellomycetales; Spizellomycetaceae. Gene Ontology annotation, cellular component: fungal-type vacuole membrane; endosome membrane.
AAAGUUUCAUGGCCGCCAGUCGUUGAAUACAACAUGCUUCUCUGACCACAACCCCUCGCAAGAUGACGGAAACUCACACAAGCUUCUAGCAAACACCAACAGGCUUGCACAACUUGCAACAACGUGCAUCUUCAUUGUUCAACGCGGGUUGCACUUGUGGUGAAGGUACACACAAUUGGGAAUUCCCUAGUGCCACAGCUGCUGUCCAACCAGACUCUACCAUUUAUCCGACGACAGCUUCGACAGUUCUUCCUCUGAUACAUGCCUGUGUGAGUAACUCGCAUUCCGCUUGCUGUCCUUCUUCCAUCGGGCUGCAACGAAUGACCUUUGCGGCGUUUGUGCAUCCGUCAAGGUCCCCCUUCUGACGCGUCUGGUGCUUUAGGAUAGACGAACAGUUGUAGUAAGUUGGGAAUAUGCUGUAGAUAGAGAUAGAUGUUUUAAGGCUUUUUUUUUACCAAUGUGAGACUCGGACUUUUAACGCAUUUGCUGCCCUCAAUCAGAUAGAUAGAUUUGCAUUUCCAAAUAUGCUCGCUACUACACCUAUUCCCACGCCCAUCAAAGAGCCUUCGAUAUACGAAAUUGAAAAGCCUUUUACCUCCAAACCAUUCCAUGUCGCUCCUCCUCUCCCUCCACCACAAGAAAAUCUAGAUGUUCGAUCGUACAAGCACCUCCAAUCCUUGAUCAGACAGGCAUUGAAGGAGGUUUAUGUGGACGUGGAUACAUGGGAGAAAGUACUGACGGAAGUUGCGUUAGAAAUUGCUCAGGAUGUGCCGUUUGCCCUUGAGAUCAUUGGUCGACCGUCGUCAAACGGAAUGGCUGAUGAUGGCAGCACCAGUCUUCAUCAUGUCAUCAAAGUGACGACCGAACCGUUUGGCAUGCCGCAGGAGUCGCGCUACGUUCCUGGUCCCGCUGAGGGAGAGAUCCCUCCUGAAGUGGUGGCCAUAGAACCAAAUAUUUUGGAGCUUGGAGGAACUGUCGUACUCAAAGGCACGGCCAAAGAUCUCCCCAAAAUCGAGAAAGUAAUGGAACUUGUCGUCUUUGUCGUUUGUAACCUAAAGUUAGAGAUGUACUUGUUUCGCGAUCAUUUUGCUGUUAGACCUGAUUCCGCUGAAGCGAAUGCAGUGCAUCGCUCGCCACCACCUCCGAGGCGAGUAGGGAGAUCCUUAUGGAACUGGAUACGUGGAGAGAAUAGAAGUGGACACGGAAGCAAUCCGCGGUCAGCUUCCCCAGAGGGUGUCGUGGAUGGAAGUAAUCGGUUCGAUAGGGCGAUCAGACAAAUCGAAAAGACGAUUAUCAGUGCAUCACCGGACGUGAUUUUUCCUCCACCGCAUCUGCUCCUCCGAUUACGAGAUGAGGAGGUCAACUUGUAUCCCGUAAGAAUGCUGGAUCAAGACGGUCGACGGAUAUCGUACGGUCCCGAUGACGUGGACUUUCCUUCUGGAAGCGGAUCAGGCAAAUUUAAUAGCUGGGGUUCCAACUCACCCGGGCGACGCUAUUCGAGUGCGUCGACCAAGUCCACAAGCAGUAGAACCUCCCAUAUCUCCGUGGACUCAAAGGCGGGUCUGGGAUAUCUGAUGACCAACAACAAUAGCAUAAGUGGCGUGAUGAGGCAUCAGAGUGUCACUUUCGCUUAUUCCUACUACUUUUCCGGUUCCAAUAUUCCUUGCCGUCCUCCAGAAAUCCUGACAAUCGAAUACUAUCAGAAAUUGGGGCAACACUUUCAAGAUAGAUCUUUAGGACAGUUUGUGGAACUUCUAUGUAACAAGGCAAAAGGACUUUGUCCGGAUGCCAUGUGCGGAAAGCCGAUGGGUCAACAUGUUAUCACCUAUACUCACAAUCAUGGACGUAUUAGCGUAAGCGUUCGAGAGGCUCCUCAGCGACUGGGCUCGCCGCCCGAACCGGAUCAAAUUUACAUGUGGACUGGGUGUCGGGAGUGCGAAUCAACCACUGAUAUAGUUCCAAUGUCCACGGGUACUUGGCAUUACUCAUUUGCGAAAUAUCUGGAACUCUUAUACUACAACCCGUACUUUGUGUGUGGAACCGUAUGUUCUCAUAUCCACACCAGAGAGAACGUUCGGCGAUUUUUCCGGCUGCGGAACGAAAUUGUCGUGUUCGAGUACGAUUACAUCGAUUUGUUUGAGAUGAGGGUUCCAAAGAUCCAAGUCAGUCCGGACUACUAUUUUGAUGAAGCUUCCGAUGAUGCGCACUAUGGUGCUGAUGAUGAUUUGGAGCCGUUCGGAGUUGAUGGACAUGCGAUCUUAGAGCAAACUCGGGGCGAAAUCACCACUUUCUAUAAUUCUGUCAAGGAAUACAUGCAGGGGUUGGCAUUUGCGACAGGUUCUGCUUUAGUGGCCCAGAAUGAGGGAUCAGCUGAGCAAGUUCAGUGCCAGAUCAUGUUGGAUGAAUUGGGAAAGAAGUUUGAGCAGGAUGAGCAACAGCUGCGGGAGGAGUUGAAAGCGAAAAAAGUAGCAGAAGUGAAUAAUGUGAGACGGGAGUUGUUGGCCAAGAUGAAGGAGACAGUGAAGACACUUGUAGAAUGGCAGAAACUGCAUGCGCCUGGCCACAAGGAGCAACCAGAAUGGUCAUUGCCAGAUUAUUGCAGCAUCCCUGGUCACAAGCCCAAGACAGGUCAUGUCUAUCCCAACUCUUUUGUCAUUGUUCGGGAGGACGAACCCACAUCGAUCAUCGCUUUCACUCUUAGUUCCAAAGACUAUAUUCAACAUAUUCGUAACCAACGACAGUACCCAUUCGGCGUGGACCCUGAAAGCCCUCCACCCAUCCCACAAUGGGAAAAUGUCGGGGGUGAUUGCGAGGUCAAAAUGAAAGUUUUUUCCCAUGAACAGACGCCGGGUGGUCCAAAGCAGCACAUCAAAUACAAAUUCAGGCAAGGAAAGCAUAAUUUUUCUUGUACGGUGUACUAUGCCGCGCAGUUUGAUGGGCUGAGACGAAAGUGCGGCAUGAGCGCCAUGUAUGUACGGUCUUUGAUGCGGUGUUCUGAAUGGAAUGCGUCAGGAGGAAAAUCUCGAGCUGGCUUCUUCAAAACAUGCGAUGAUCAGCUCGUCGUGAAGCAGUUGGCGUCCAAGUGGUCCAACCAGGAAAAGGCCGCGUUGAUGAAGUUUGCGCCAGCGUAUUUUGAGUAUAUGAAUAAUUCCGACAAGAACCCCACCAUUCUCGUCAAGAUAUUUGGGUUUUACACACUCAAACACAAGAAUCUACAGACGGGCACUGUAAAAAAGUUGGAUGUGUUGGUUAUGGAGCACCUGUUUGCAAACGUCAACAUUUCGCGCAAAUUUGAUCUUAAAGGCGUUCCGGAUCGGCACAUCGUCAGUAAAAAGGACGGUGAAAACGAUGUGAUGUGGGAUGGUGACUGGGUCGAUGGGCGUUACAAGCAACUUCUCCGACUCCAUGCCCACUCCAAAAAGAUAAUCGCCGAAUCUGUCUGGAAUGACACCCAAUUCCUUAGCGACGCCAACGUAAUGGACUACUCGCUCCUCGUGGGCGUCAAUGACGAUAAAAAAGAACUCGUCGUGGGCAUUGUUGACUUCAUUGGUCCCUACACAUGGUAUAAGAUCUUGGAAACGAGAGCCAAGACGACGCUCAAUGCAGCGUUGAAGGGUGGCAAGGAUGUGACAGUGCUUCCUCCGGACCAGUAUAGAGACCGGUUUAGGAAGGCGAUGGAGCAGAACUUUUUGAUGGUUCCAGACAAAUGGAUUAAGAUACCUGGACUAGAACAAGGUAUCUCGAGUAAAAAGCUUCCAUCCGUAUUGUGAUGUGGUCCGCGUCGAAGGUGAACGUAUAUAGCUGGCUGUUAAUGUUGUUUAAGGUUAUUUCCUAUUUCUUCGUUUGAUACCUGGAGGCGAAUGAGGUUCUUUUCGCCCAUCCUUCUUUAGUUUAGCUACAGUAUGAUUAGUGAAUACGUAGAGGUGACUGCGGGCCUUCUUGUCUAUAUGGUAUAUUUAGGGUUGUGAUACAACCAAUAAUACUACAAUCGCGAAGCGACAAACAAUAA